Molecule: messenger RNA, 2378 nt
Organism: Portunus trituberculatus (swimming crab)
Lineage: Eukaryota; Metazoa; Arthropoda; Malacostraca; Decapoda; Portunidae
Gene: AspRS-m
Product: aspartate--tRNA ligase, mitochondrial-like
Exons: 13
Coding region: 27-2015 (662 amino acids)
Biological process (GO): aspartyl-tRNA aminoacylation
Cellular component (GO): mitochondrion; cytoplasm
Molecular function (GO): ATP binding; aspartate-tRNA ligase activity
Source: RefSeq, a predicted model, not a curated record
CAUCAAGAUCAAGAUCAAGAUCAGCUAUGAUUUCACGUGUACCUGUCUUGCGAUUUGUAGAGCGUCCAUGGUCCUUUUUAUACCCAAGACGAUGUAUGCAACGUUCUGCCUUAAAUAACAGUGUUUGGCUUUUAGGCAAUGCUGGUGUAACGACAACGCGUGUGUUCACUAGGUCGCUGAAGAUUAAAAGGAGCUCAGAUUAUAUGACAGUGACCAACAAAGGGAGGUCAAGCGUAAAGACUCACACGUGUGGUGAACUUCGUGACAGCCAUGAGGGACAACAAGUCAUUCUGCGGGGUUACUUGCAGUACCAGCGGAUGGGAAAAUUUGCCAUUAUUAGGGAUGCAUUUGGAAAAACUCAAGUGAUAAUCCGGGAAGAAGACAUCCAUCUUCAGAAGGAAAUUAUCAAUACAAAUUUUGAGUCUUAUGUGGAGGUGACUGGUGUUGUCCAUCUCAGGCCUGUUUAUCAAAUCAAUAAGAGUAUGAGCACUGGAGAAGUUGAAGUCUUAGCAACAACAUACCAAGUUCUCAACCAAGCACGCUCUGAUCUUCCAUUUCUUAUACGAGACUACAGUAAGCCAAAGGAGCCAUUGCGGUUGAAAUUUCGUUACCUUGAUUUACGUCACAGUGAACUACAAGCAAACUUAAGAUUAAAGUCUCAGGUGGCCAAAAAAAUGCGAGAUUUUCUGCAAGACAAAGAAGGCUUUGUUGAAAUAACCACUCCAACACUUUCCAUCAACACUCCUGGAGGAGCUCAAGAGUUUGUGGUUCCAAGUAGACAUCCAGGGAAAUUUUACUCUUUAGUUCAGAGUCCUCAAACUUACAAGCAGUUGGCAAUGAUUGGUGGGUUUGACAGAUAUUUUCAGUUUGCUGUUUGCUACAGAGAUGAAGGAGCCAAGCCAGAUAGGCAACCUGAGUUUUUGCAGCUAGAUAUAGAAAUGAGUGAUGUAACAAUUGAAGAUGUGAAGCAGUUAGUAGAAGACCUGGUGAUCUAUGCCUGGCCACCUCACCUACCACCCAUUUCUUCUCCCUUUCCUAGUAUAACAUAUUCUGAGGCUCUGACUUUAUAUGGAACAGAUAAACCAGAUACUAGGUUUGAUUGGAAGCUACAAGAUGUCACACACCUCCUUAAAAAUUGUGGAGCCUCAGUCCUGGAAAAUGCUGUGCUGAUGUCUGGGAACUCUGCUUAUUCCUUUAUCAUUCCUCAAGGACAGGAUUAUAUAAACAGGAAGGUUGUGUCAGCAUGGGAAGAUGUGGCCCAAAAGGAACACAGUGAAGCAGGACUGUCAGUGUUUAAAGUGGACAGUAAUCUAAUGCUGAAGGGACCUAAUGCAAAAAAAAUUUUUCCUGAUCGUCAGACUCAGUUAUCUAAAACUCUUGAAACACAAGUUGGAGAUAUAAUGGUUCUUGCUGCUGGAUGCACAAAUAGUGUGCUUGGGUUACUUGGUAAGUUACGACUACAAGCUGCCAAUGUGCUGGAGAAGGCAGGAAUUCAUGUCCGAAAUCCAUGUAGCUUCAACUUCCUGUGGGUUGUUGAUUUUCCUCUUUUUGAAUAUGAGCCUGACAGUGGAAAGAUCAUGGCUGUCCACCAUCCCUUCACUCUGCCAAGAAAAGAUGAUGUGGAUUAUCUUUACACUGAUCCUUUAAAAGCUAGAUCACAGCACUAUGAUUUAGUAUUGAAUGGAUGUGAAGUUGGUGGAGGCUCAAUUCGCAUCCAUGACCCAAGCAUGCAGCGCUACGUCCUUCAGAAAAUCUUGGGGAUUGGAGAGAAGAGUCUAGGAUUCCUGAAUGAAGCCUUAGAUAGUGGGGCUCCUCCUCAUGGGGGCAUUGCCUUAGGUUUUGAUCGCUAUAUUGCUGAGUUGUGUGGCAGUAACAGCAUACGGGAUGUUAUUGCAUUCCCCAAGUCUAUAGAGGGUCGAUGUCUGAUGUCUGGAGCUCCAGGAGAUAUUACAGAAGAAGAAAAACAACUUUAUAAUUUAAUUGUAAAAAGUAAUUCUGUUAAGAAAGAUUUUUAAAAAUACUGCUUCAUACAGUAGCAGACACCCAAAGAUCAUGAAAGAAUAAGAAUAGAUAUGUUAUAUUCACUGUGAUCCUACGCAGGUUGGUUUUAUUACAUGUAUGCAUAGGUAAGCAUUAUUGCAGUAACAAUAUCAGGUUUUUGGUCACCUGGUAAUUGGUUUUCACGCAUUGUCGAUUCUUCAGUAUUGUGAAUACUUUUGAUUCUAAACUAGUUAUAAUCAAUAAUAUUAGUGUUUGGAACAUGAGUAUGUUAAAGUUUUUGACUGUCAAAAUUAAUUUUAUGUACAUAAUAAUUUCAUUUAAAACCAUACUACUGUACUUUUCAUUAGUGAAGAGACAAAAUAAAUUUGGAAUGUGAA